This is a messenger RNA of Manacus vitellinus (golden-collared manakin), 2042 nucleotides long. It is a transcript of the gene NPY5R, whose product is annotated as neuropeptide Y receptor Y5. The record is from RefSeq and is a predicted model, not a curated record. Bases 382 to 1713 code for a protein of 443 amino acids. NCBI's taxonomy places the organism in Eukaryota, Metazoa, Chordata, Aves, Passeriformes, Pipridae. Gene Ontology annotation, cellular component: plasma membrane; neuron projection. Gene Ontology annotation, molecular function: neuropeptide Y receptor activity; neuropeptide binding. The transcript is spliced from 2 exons. Gene Ontology annotation, biological process: G protein-coupled receptor signaling pathway.
AAUUUGCUGUGACGCAAUAAUUAGGCAUGUGCCCAGAUGGUGACUGUCAUUUCCUUACCCAUAUCGAUGGGCUGUUAUGUACAUGAGUAAUCUCACCAACUCAAGAUGAAUUGCUUUUGUAGCUAACUGUUCCCUCAUGGAAAGUCUGACAAUAUAGUCUAUAGCAAAGCAUAGUUAAAAGCCAGCAUCAUAAUGCAGAACCUUAAAUUGCCAUUCUCCCAUGUGAGCAGCCGGGUAGGAGGCCAAGGCAUGCUGAACACCACAUGGUAAAACCUACGUAACUAAUUCAUGUUGACCUGAAGUUAUACAGGAUCUGCCUCACAGUAGACUAACGUGACUAGUAAUUUAUUUGCAUUGAGGUGACACCAGCAGGACUGUAAAAUGGAUUUAGGAUUAAAAGACCGUACCAACAGGACACCUACCAGGAACACCUCUGCUGCUACAAAGAAUUUUUCUGCCUGGGAAGACUAUAAGAGUAGUGUUGAUGACAUACAGUACUUUCUUAUUGGGCUGUACACACUUAUAAGUCUGGCUGGCUUUAUGGGAAAUCUGCUUAUACUAAUGGCCCUACUAAAGUGCAAGCAGAAGACGAUAAUAAACAUUCUCAUAGGUAACUUGGCCUUUUCUGACAUCUUGGUUGUGCUGUUCUGUUCGCCUUUCACACUGACAUCUGUCCUGCUUGAUCAGUGGAUGUUUGGCACUGUCAUGUGCCAUGUAAUGCCCUUCCUCCAAUGCGCAUCAGUUCUAGUUUCAACUUUGAUGUUAAUAUCUAUUGCUGCAGUCAGGUACCGUAUGAUAAAAUAUCCCCUUUCUAGCAAUCUAACAGCAAAACAAGGCUAUUUCUUAAUAGUGACCAUUUGGGCCUUUGGCUUCACAAUUUGCUCCCCUCUGCCAGUUUUCCACAAAAUUGUGGACCUCAGCAAAACUCUGAAUUUAGAGGCACUGGAGAACAGACUCUUGUGUAUCGAGUCAUGGCCUUCCGAUUCCUAUAGAAUUGCCUUUACAAUAGCCUUGCUGUUCAUGCAGUACAUACUGCCGCUGGCGUGUUUAACUGCUAGUCACACGAGCGUCUGCAGGAGCAUAGGUUCUAGACUGUCAAACAAGGAAAACAAGUUUGAAGAAAAGGAGAUGAUAAACCUAGCUCUUCAUCCCUCUAAGAGCACUAGCACACAGGUGCAGUCCUCUGGGCACUCCAGGUGGAGCUGUGCCUUUGGCAAAAAGCACCACAGAAGAUAUAGCAGGAAGACUUCAAGUGUGAUGCCAGCUAUUUCAAGGCAUCAUCAGGAUACUCAUUCAAGAGAUCUCCCAGAAACCUCUGGCACAGAAAAAAGUCAGCUCUUUUCCUCCAGUAAAUUCAUCCCUGGGAUUCCUAUCUGUUUUGAAAUGAAACCAGAAGAAAAUACAGAGAUCCAGGACAUGAUUACAGUAUCCCGAUCCAUUGUCAGAAUUAAGACAAGAUCAAGGAGAGUUUUUUGCAGACUGACAGUGCUAAUCCUAGUUUUUGGUUUCAGUUGGAUGCCUCUUCACCUUUUCCACAUUGUGACAGAUUUUAAUGCCACUCUCAUUUCUAACAGACAUUUUAAAUUAGUAUAUUGCAUAUGCCAUUUAUUGGGUAUGAUGUCCUGCUGCUUGAAUCCCAUCCUCUAUGGGUUUCUUAACAACAGCAUAAAAGCUGAUUUAAUGUCCCUUAUCCCAUGCUGCCAAAUACUAUGAUUUUAUGUGCCCCAAGAUAAAGUAAAACAAACAAGUAUGGCUUUCAAGCCUACUGGCAUGCAUAGCUGUAAAAGAUAUGUAAAAGAUAUUAGUUUAGUUUACUUAGUCUGACUUGGUUAUGAUUAGUAGCAUUUUAUGUGAAUGUAUAGUUCUAUGGCUGCAUGUAUUUCUUGCAUUGGGCAGAACUAUAUACAUAUGUUAUAACAUUUCCCUAUCUCUUACACGUAGGAAACCAUGCCCAGUGUACAAAACCGGAAUACCAUUUUCAUUACCUGAAAUGUUGGCAAUCUGUACUUUGGAAUUAUACAGAAUAUAUAAUGAAUAAUAAA